AUGCUCCCGAUGAUGAUCGCCGCAAACGCGUUCAGGGACUACUGCACCAUCGAAGAUCUUCUUGCCAUAGGACCUAGCACGGACGGCCAAGGCAGCUAUUUCGGCUUUGAUGUGCGCACCAUCGUCAACGACCGUUUCCGUAGCUAUACCCUUACGUGCAACCCGCAGCUUCUGCAGUCUCUCUCGGCGGAGAAGCGAUGCGAUGCCGCUUUCGACUCCGUCGAGCACCUCAAGUUUCAUCUCCUUGACAUGCAUUGCCCAGACUUUGUCAAGGAACCGAAUGUACUGGAGAUAUUAAAGCAGGAGGAUGACGUGAAAUCGACAUCCCUAAGGAGGAGACGAAAGCAGGCCGUUGAGAUAUCGGCCGCAGAAAAGGGGGUCAAGGCAGAAUUCCAAUUUAACUAGGCUGGUCCGUACGGCGUAUCAUCUCAGCAGUUGCCAUGGAACAUUCCUUAGUCAGCCAGCACCUCUCCAUGAGAGGUCGGCACUGCGAUAUCGUCGGCACAACACCCGUUCUCGAGUCUGCCGCCUCACCACAUGAGUGCGCAUACGAACACUAUCAUCGACGCCGCCAGCCUCGACAUUUGCAGCUCCAUUCAUUAGACGGCAUAGCCAGCUACAGUCGCUACCUGUACUGCCAUCUUGAAAGACCUCCCUAGCAGCCUUUCCUAUCCGCAUCCGACGAAGUGCUCUAGACGGUA
This is a messenger RNA of Durotheca rogersii, 701 nucleotides long. RefSeq lists its product as uncharacterized. The record is from RefSeq and is a predicted model, not a curated record. The transcript is spliced from 2 exons. Lineage: Eukaryota; Fungi; Ascomycota; Sordariomycetes; Xylariales; Xylariaceae. Bases 1 to 405 code for a protein of 134 amino acids.